AUGGCUACGUCUCCGACGCCGAUGGAAGAUGCCGUACGGCAAAAGGUAAGACUGAUGAUGAGUGUACAUCGACAAUUUCACGAGACAAUCGUUGACAUAUAUGCUGAUGAGGGACCGUCAGAUUGGAGAAGCGUUUGCACCCACAUCGCUGGAAAUCUUCAACGAUUCUCAUAAGCACGCGCAUCACAGGGCGAUGGAAGGGAGUACUUCGAAGGAAACGCAUUUCAGGUAGUUCGAUCCUUUGAACCAGUCUCGAACGAACGAUGCUGACCCCCCUCCCCUGCCAUAGGGUGAAUAUCGUUUCCGACGCUUUCAAGUCCAAGAUGCAGCCCGCGAGACAUCGCAUGGUGUACGCUUUGCUCAAGGAUGAAUUAGCCGCAGAGGGCGGCAUCCAUGCACUCCAACUUAAGACUCGGACCGUUGAAGAGGAAGAAAAGGCCAAAGCCAAAGAGGCUGGAGCUUCCUGA
Molecule: messenger RNA, 467 nt
Organism: Lecanosticta acicola
Lineage: Eukaryota; Fungi; Ascomycota; Dothideomycetes; Mycosphaerellales; Mycosphaerellaceae
Source: the annotation of a GenBank genome assembly